AUGACGCCUCCUCGUGUCAUCGUUGUUGGUGGCGGCCUCUCCGGCCUCAGCGCUGCGCACACUGUCUACCUCAACGGUGGCAAUGUGCUCGUGCUCGACAAGAACAACUUCUUUGGCGGCAACAGCACAAAGGCCACAUCCGGCAUCAACGGUGCCCUUACCCGCACACAAGUCGACCACCAAAUUGGCGACAGCGUCAAGCAAUUCUACGAAGACACACUCAAGUCUGCCCGUGACAAGGCUCGACCAGACCUCAUCAAAGUCCUCACAUACCAAUCUGCAUCGGCGGUCGAGUGGCUGCAGGAUGUCUUCAACCUCGAUUUGACCCUCGUCUCCCGGUUAGGUGGCCACUCAUUCCCAAGAACACACAGAGGUCACGAUGCGAAGUUCCCCGGCAUGGCCAUCACAUAUGCUCUCAUGCAGCGUCUCGAAGAGUUGACCGAGUCAGAUCCAGAUCGAGUGCAGGUCAUCAAGAAGGCCAAAGUCACCGAGCUGAUCAAGGAUGGCAACAAGAUCACUGGUCUCAAGUACGAGUUCGGUGGCGAGACACACCAAGUUGAUGGUGUGGUCGUUCUGGCAACUGGUGGAUAUGCUGCCGACUUUACCGAAGACUCCCUUCUCAAGAAGCACAGACCAGAUACAUUCGAUCUAGCAUCGACCAACGGCACCCACGCCACGGGAGAUGGCCACAAAAUGCUCAUGAAGAUUGGCGCCAACGAUAUCGACAUGGACAAAGUUCAGGUUCACCCCACAGGUCUAGUCGACCCCAAAGAUCCUGGUUCAAAAUGGAAGUUCUUGGCUGCCGAGGCUCUUCGUGGCGAAGGUGGUAUUCUACUCAACAGUGAUGGAGUGCGCUUUUGCGACGAUUUGGGCCACCGUGACUACGUCUCCAACAAGAUGUGGGAAGAGAAGGAGAAGGGCAAGUGGCCAAUCCGACUGGUGCUCAACUCCAAAGCCUCAAAUACUCUCGACUUUCACACAAGACAUUACUCUGGCCGUGGUCUGAUGAAGAAGAUGACUGGUAAGGAACUUGCCAAGGAGAUCGGUUGCGGUGAGGAUGCACUCCGGAAGAGCUUUGCCACAUACAACGCAGUCGCAGAAGGCAAGGAGAAGGACCCCUGGAACAAGAAGUACUUCCACAACAUGCCAGUCAACGUUGACGACGACUUCCACGUCGCUCUUAUGGAGCCAGUCCUGCACUUCACCAUGGGCGGUAUGGAGAUCAACGACAAGGCCCAGGUCCUCAACUCGGAGAAGAAGCCCUUCGAAUCGCUCUUCGCUUGCGGUGAAUUGGCUGGUGGUGUUCACGGUGCCAACCGUCUUGGUGGCUCAUCACUGCUUGGCUGUGUUGUAUACGGUCGUGUCGCUGGUGCAUCUGCAUCACAGUACCUCUUCCAGAAGCUCACAUCAGGCGGUGCUGGCUCUGCGAACCAGAGAUUAGGACAAAUUUCACUGCACAUCGAUCCCAACACACCAGGCAAGAUCUCCGUGGAGUGGGCUCAAGGUCAGAGCCAGAGUCAGGGCCAGACUGCAUCAGUUGGCAAUGGUGUAACAGAUCAGCAAGCACAGAAGAGCGCCGCGCCCGUCAUGGAUGGCAACAAAUCGGCUGAUCCCGGCAAAAAGAAGGAGACCAACGAUGUCAAGGACUUCAAGGUUCCCGAGAAGGAGUAUUCGCUCGAGGAGGUUGCGAAGCACAACAAGAAGGAUGAUCUGUGGAUCGCGGUCAAGGGCGUAGUGAUGGAUGUCACGAACUGGCUAGACGAACACCCAGGUGGUCCUCAGGCGCUCUUCUCACACAUGGGUCGGGACGCUACGGAGGAGUUUGAAAUGCUUCAUGAUGACGAGGUUAUUCCUAAGUAUGCUGCUGAUAUCGUCAUUGGCCGCGUGAAGGGCCAGGAAGUCACACUGGAAUACUAA
This is a messenger RNA of Cyphellophora attinorum, 1917 nucleotides long. Its product is annotated as Fumarate. Gene Ontology annotation, molecular function: oxidoreductase activity; FMN binding. NCBI's taxonomy places the organism in Eukaryota, Fungi, Ascomycota, Eurotiomycetes, Chaetothyriales, Cyphellophoraceae. The coding region runs from base 1 to 1917 and encodes 638 amino acids. The transcript has 3 exons. The record is from RefSeq and is a predicted model, not a curated record.